This is a messenger RNA of Fusarium venenatum, 255 nucleotides long. NCBI's taxonomy places the organism in Eukaryota, Fungi, Ascomycota, Sordariomycetes, Hypocreales, Nectriaceae. The record is from RefSeq and is a predicted model, not a curated record.
AUGGAACCAGGUACAGAACCAACCUACACAAUCAUUUCUGGAGGUCGCCCUAUCGACGAGCCCAACCCGUGCAAUUUCAUGCCAAAUGACAAGGUCUAUAUUCGCGCUGUUGGAAAUGCUCCAAGGGAGGGGCCGUAUACUGUUUCAUGGGCCGAUCAAGGUGUCUACAAGCUUUGUGAUGCGCGAGGUCGAACCAUAAUGAAUGGAAAAACCUUUGGAGACACGGACCUGGAGGAAUACAACGAAUUUGAGUAA